AUGCAGCGAUGUAAAGCCUGGGCGUAACAACUAGUCGGUGAACAGCAUUAUUUUCUCUGUUGGUUUUCAUUUCACGUUUGAAAACGAAACUUGCUAGAGGCAAACAAAGACACAAACAUACAGCACCACUGUGAUCACAGGGGGAAUGCGUCAUCAGCAUUGAGCAUAUUCUGGGAUUUUGGGCUUGGCCAAACUCUUCCUUUUGACAGACGGCCUUGAGUGUUCUGCGCAGCCCACAAAGGAAAAAUUUGUUAUCUGUCCAGUCUUGUGCCGCAUUUGUCCGUAAAUGGACUCUUCGGAUAUUUUCUCUUCGCCCGUCACCUGGGUAGUAUCAGUUAUCUCCCUUCUCUAUAUUUUACUUAGAUAUGCCAUGUCCACUUUUAAUUACUUUUCCGACCAAGGAAUCCCUGGUCCCAAACCAAUUCCCAUCUUUGGCAAUAUGUGGGGCACCUGGAAAAUGAACCUUCCUGCGUACGAUUUGGCGUUAGUGAAAAAAUAUGGAAAGGUUUUCGGUUAUUUUGAUGGCCCGAUUCCAAACCUUUGGAUCACAGAUGUAGAAAUGAUAAAGGCCAUGUACGUCAAAGAUUUUGAUCAUUUUAUCGAUCGUAGGUCUUUUCAAAUGAGAACCAAAAUCAUACGCAAGUGGUUGAGUGUGAUGAAGGGACAAGAGUGGAAGGACAUUCGCUCGUCCGUUACGCCAGCCUUUACUACCGGAAAAAUCAAGAGAAUGUCAACGUUGAUCAAAGAUUGCGUUGACAAUUUGUGUGAUCGUGUCGCAAUUUUAACCGAGAAUGAUGGGAAAAUUGACGCCAAGAUGACAUUUAGUGCUUUCACCAUGGACGUUAUUGCAAGAUGUGCGUUUGGAUUGAAACUUGACACGCUCGGAAGCAAAGACGAUCCUUUUAUUAAUAACGCUAAAUUCGUUUUCAAUCAAUCAACUAACAAAACUCCAGCUGUUCUUCUCCCAUUUAUGUACCCCAAGUUGUUUUCUGCGCUUGGAUCUUUUGCCGAGCGUUUGUUUGUCACCAAACAAUUGAAAUUCUUUUUCAAGUUAUUAGAAAAUGUGCUGAAGGAACGAUCCCAGUCAAACGAGAAAUUCAAUGACUUUAUUGAAUUGGCUGAUGAAGCAAUUUCAGAAUUCACGAAAGAAGUCGAUGGCAAAACCGUGCCCAUGUGGACUCGCGAAGCUAUAGAUGAGAUCGUUAUGGGACAGUCGACACUCUUCAUGCUGGCCGGAUUCGACACAACAGCCACAACUUUGACUAGCACCUGCUUUCAACUGGCCAGAAAUCCCGAUGUUCAGGAAAAGUUGUUCCAAAGCAUCGUUGCGAAAAUGAAAGACUAUGAUGAAGUUUCCCAUGAAAUGGUCCAAGACGUUCCCUAUCUGGAAAUGGUUAUUCAAGAAGUAUUACGCUUUUAUCCGCCCCUUAUCCGAAUUGAGCGGCAGUGCACGAAGGAUUACUCCUACGACAACGGCCGAAUUAAAAUAAAAAAAGAUCAAAUUAUUACCGUCCCAACUUAUGCACUUCAUCAUUCGGAAGAAUACUACCCCGAUCCAGAAAAAUUCGAUCCUGAAAGAUGGAGUCCAGAAAACAAAGCCAAUCGGAGUCCUUAUGCUUACAUGGCGUUUGGCACAGGUCCACGCAACUGCGUCGGAAUGCGUUUCGCCAUGGAAGAGAUGAAAAUGGCUCUUUGUUCUUUGGUUCAGAAAUUCCGCUUUUUUCCAGUCGAAGAGACACCGGUUAAGCUUCAGUUUGACGACGGGUUUGUACAAAUUCUGCAGCCAAUUCAUGCAGUGGUGGGCCUUGAAUUUCGUUAAUGAAAUUCCAAUUAACUAGUUAAUUAAUUUUCGAUUUUUUAAAAAUUUAAUGAUUUGAUUCACUUCCAAAUCUCGCUGUAGUUCAAAAUUUUCCUGCAAAUUAGUUAUUUUAAAAAGGCACGAGAUGUGGCACUAACAUGACAUUCAUAUUGUUGUCAGACUGUACACGUUUUCUGUUUUUGUCAAUAUAUGGCAGAGAACGUAA
This is a messenger RNA of Daphnia pulex (common water flea), 2024 nucleotides long. RefSeq names its product cytochrome P450 3A14-like. The record is from RefSeq and is a predicted model, not a curated record. Bases 287 to 1819 code for a protein of 510 amino acids. Gene Ontology annotation, molecular function: steroid hydroxylase activity; iron ion binding; oxidoreductase activity, acting on paired donors, with incorporation or reduction of molecular oxygen. The transcript has 13 exons. NCBI's taxonomy places the organism in Eukaryota, Metazoa, Arthropoda, Branchiopoda, Diplostraca, Daphniidae.